UCAGAAGGUGGGCUGCGAGUUUCAUGCGGGUGCUGGGUAUUGCGGACAUAUGUGAGUUUGCAGACUCCAGCAGUGAUACUGUUAGGACAGAUUGCAUAAAGUACGGUCAAAUGAUGCCAUGGCUUGUCUUUUCCGAAGGUCCAUAGCAGUACAGCUUUCCAGAGUUCUGGGGGUAGCAACAGAGAAGCUUAUUCCAGUGGUGUCAGCAGUUCCAGUCUCCAAAAAACAACAGACUCUAGAUUUCCGAGUGUCAGUGAACUCUCUGCUGGCAAAUGGCUUUUUAAAAUUGGGAUCAACUACUCCGAAUCAAGCAAAAGAACUGUCUGAGAAGUUAACUUGUGAUGAUGUGAUUACUGAGAUAGCAGUUGGGCAAGGAAGCAUUAAUUUCAAAGUGAACCGAAUCUUACUUGCUGAGAUUGUUCUGCAAGAAGUCUUUAAGAAGGGUUCAAAAUAUGGAAUAGUGAGUGAACUCUUUCAUGAUUAUCCCUGUGGCCGAGUUAUAGUGGAGUUUAGUUCUCCAAAUAUUGCAAAAAAAUUUCAUGCAGGGCAUUUGCGUUCCACGAUUAUAGGUAACUUCAUAGCCAACCUAAAGCAGGCUUUAGGCAAUGAUGUGAUCAGGAUCAACUACCUUGGUGACUGGGGUUUGCAGUUUGGAUUACUUGGAGCAGGAUUUCAGUUGUUUGGUUCAGAAGAAAAGCUUAAAGCAAAUCCCUUGCAGCACCUUUUUGACGUAUAUGUUGAAGUGAACAGAUUAUUAGAAGACUGUGAUGACAUUCAAAAGGCAGCACAAGAAUUUUUCAGAAAGCUGGAACAUGGGGAUAAACAGACCUUGGCAUUAUGGGAGCACUUCAGGGCUAUAAGCAUUGAAGAAUAUGAAAAAACUUACCAGCGGCUUGGUGUGCGUUUUGAUGAGUACUCUGGAGAAUCCUUGUACCGUGUUAAAUCACAAGAACUCCUGCAGCUGAUUGAUCAGAGAGGACUGCUCAAGAAAACAAAGCAAGGAGUUGGAGUGGUUGAUCUUUCACCAAAAGGUGAUCUCUCCAGUUAUGCCAAAAUGGUUCGAAAUGAUGGGACGUCCCUCUACUUGACCAGGGAUAUUGCAGCUGCUGCAGAUCGAAUGGAGAAAUACAACUUUGACAAAAUGAUAUAUGUGACAGAUAAAGAACAGCGCACUCAUUUUCAGCAAGUGUUUGAAGUACUGAAGAUCCUGGGCUUUAACUGGACGGAACGGUGUCAGCAUGUACCCUUUGGGUUAGUGAAAGGAAUGAAGACUCGGAAAGGAGAUGUUGUUUUUCUAGAAGAUGUUCUGAAUGAAGCACGCACCAGAAUGCUGCAAAACAUGGCUGCCUCAAAGACAACAAAAGAACUGGAGGAUCCUGAGAAUACAGCAGAGAAAGUGGGUGUUGCUGCGCUUAUCGUUCAGGAUUUUAAAGGUCCCCUUAUGUCUGAUUAUGAAUUCGACUGGGAUCGUGUACUCCAAAGCCAGGGAGAUACUGGAGUGUACCUGCAAUACACUCAUGCCAGGCUGUGUAGUUUACAGAGACAGUGUGAAAAUGGAGAAAUUAUGCAAUUCAACCCAACUUAUUUACAAGAUCCUCAGGCAAUUGCUUUACUACAGCAUCUCCUCAGGUACGAUGAAGUUCUUUAUCAAGUUUCUGAAGACCUCCAACCCAAAUAUCUUGUUAACUACCUGAUAAUGCUGAGUCGUCUUGCUUCUAUAGCUCACAGGACUCUGCAUAUUAAGGGCAGCAUGCCAGAAGUAGCAACGGUUAGUAUAUACAGCGAGACUUCUACUCUUCAAGGGAAUCUCUUCUGUGCUCGCUAAUGGAAUGAAACUUCUUGGUAUCACUCCAGUGGAGAAGAUGUGAUUAAACUUGUGUUUGAGCAAUUGUUAAAUGACUUUGCAAAACUUGGGUAAAGAUGUGUUUACAAUAGCUGAUUAAGCCAAAUAUGCAACUGCUUUUGAGUACUCAUAGGGAGACGUGUAACCCCUGGGGAAGGGUCACUCUGUUGCUGCCCUCAGGUGGUGUCAAUUCAGAGCAAGUGUCCCUCUUGAUACCGCGAAUUCAUUUGGUUCACAGGAGGGAAAAUAAAGCUGGGAGAAAAACAUUGCAACUUUUUUUUAAUAGUCAUCCAUUAUUUGGUCACUUAUUAUUUCAAAUUAUACCAGAUACUGUGAGUCAGCCAGCCUGAAGAUGCAGUAAGUAGAGAUUCAAGGUUAUUAGAUCAUGUGAUAUGUUUGAAUGUUCAUUCAGCAAGGAGUUGAAAGGACAACUUGCUUUAAAGACUAAAGUUCAUCUCCAUAGAUGCUGCAUGUACUGCUGAGUUCCUCCAAUAUUGUGUUUCUCUGGAUUUCCAGCAACUGCAGCAUCUCUUUUUUUUAUAAGUAAUUUUCCACUCGUUAGCUACCAAGCUGCUCCCCUACCUUUGAUUUCUAGUGGCCGAAGCUCCACCCACAUCUUUGGUAUUAUUGGAGCUUGUAAAGUUAGUUGUGGGAGGACAGGAAUGACAGUAAUACAGAUUUUUGAAAUGAAGACUCGCCUUGGCUUUUCUCAUUUAGGUUCUCAUAAAGAUGACAGUUGGCUAGCUCUUGGUUAGAGUUACAUUCUGCGGUUGGAUGCCAAAGAAUGAUUAAAAUCCAGUCACAAUGGCUCUUGAAGAAACCAAUUUUAUGCCAUGUAUAACUAUUAGUAAUUUUAGGUUGUGCUUAAAAUAUUAGUCCAAGUAUCUCACCUAACAUUAAAAAUCAGCUAGAACAGAGUACCUUUGUUGGACUUUACGCAAGCCAAUCUGCCGUAUGUCCCAAGCAAUAUGGCAAAUAGCAGAAACAGUAGCUGAAGAAUGCUGUAUUUUGUUGUGCUUGUGAGCCUGAGGGGCUUAAAAUGGGAUGUCACCUGAGUUUAACUAUUGAAAGAUUUUAUUAUUAAGA
Molecule: messenger RNA, 2929 nt
Organism: Hypanus sabinus (Atlantic stingray)
Lineage: Eukaryota; Metazoa; Chordata; Chondrichthyes; Myliobatiformes; Dasyatidae
Gene: rars2
Product: arginyl-tRNA synthetase 2, mitochondrial
Exons: 20
Coding region: 119-1825 (568 amino acids)
Biological process (GO): arginyl-tRNA aminoacylation; mitochondrial translation
Cellular component (GO): cytoplasm; mitochondrion
Molecular function (GO): arginine-tRNA ligase activity; ATP binding
Source: RefSeq, a predicted model, not a curated record